Molecule: messenger RNA, 2680 nt
Organism: Sorex fumeus (smoky shrew)
Lineage: Eukaryota; Metazoa; Chordata; Mammalia; Eulipotyphla; Soricidae
Product: zinc finger CCHC domain-containing protein 3-like
Exons: 1
Coding region: 19-1299 (426 amino acids)
Biological process (GO): positive regulation of RIG-I signaling pathway; cellular response to exogenous dsRNA; activation of innate immune response
Cellular component (GO): cytoplasm
Molecular function (GO): double-stranded DNA binding; zinc ion binding; RNA binding
Source: RefSeq, a predicted model, not a curated record
UGCUGGGAAGGAGGUAAAAUGGCCACCGGCGGCGGCGCGGAGGAGGAGAGGAAGCGGGGGCGGCCGCCACUGCUGCCCGCCGCGGCCGCCGCGCGCCCCCCGGCCCGCGGCGACGAGGCCGAGGGCGGCCGCGAGAAGAUGGGCUGGGCGCAGGUGGUGAAGAACCUGGCCGAGAAGAAGGGCGACUUUCGCGAGUCGCGCCCCGCGCGGCGGGAGGAGGACGGCGGCGGCGGCGGCGGCGCGGGCCUGGCGGCGGCGGCGGCGCUGCCAGCAGCAGCGCUCGGGGGCGACUUCCCCCCGGCCGGCCGCGCCGACCCGACGGGCCGCCGGAGAGAGCCGGCCGGCGGCGAGGCGGCGGACGCCCGCCUGAAGAAGAGCGUGGCCGAGAGCUCGGGCAAGCGGAAGAAAGCCGAGGCGGCGGCGGUGGCCGCGGUGGCGGCCCCGGCCAGGCCCGGCGCGACGGCCGAGGAGGCGGCGGCGGCGGAGCAGCAGCAGCAGCAGCGCGGCGGCCCCGAGGACGAGCCGACGGCGGCGGCGGCGGCGGCGGCCGGCCCCGCGGCGGGCCCCGGCAAGGGCCGCUUCCUCGUGCGCAUCUGUUUCCAGGGAGACGAGGGCGCCUGCCCGACCCGGGACUUCGUGGUGGGCGCGCUCAUCCUGCGUUCCAUCGGCAUGGAGCCCGGCGACAUCUACGCCGUCAUCCAGAUCCCCGGCAGCCGCGAGUUCGACGUGAGUUUCCGCUCGGCCGACAAGCUGGCCCGGUUCCUGCGCGGCUACGAGGAGAAGCGCGAGCACGAGGACUGCUGGGAGAACUUCGUGGUGCUGGGGCGGAGCAAGGCCAGCCUGAAGACCCUCUUCAUCCUCUUCCGCAACGAGACGGUGGACGUGGAGGACAUCGUGACCUGGCUCAAGCGCCACUGCGACGUGCUGGCCGUGCCGGUGAAAGUGACCGACAGGUUUGGCAUCUGGACCGGGGAGUACAAGUGCGAGAUCGAGCUGCGCCAGGGGGAGGGCGGGGUCCGCCACCUGCCGGGGGCCUUCUUCCUGGGGGCCGAGAGGGGCUACAGCUGGUACAAGGGGCAGCCCAAGACGUGCUUCAAGUGCGGCUCGCGCACCCACAUGAGCGGCACUUGCACGCAGGACCGCUGCUUCAGGUGCGGGGAGGAGGGGCACCUGAGCCCUUACUGCCGCAAGGGCAUCGUGUGCAACCUCUGUGGCAAGCGGGGACACGCCUUCGCCCAGUGUCCCAAGGCAGUUCACAAUGCCGUGGCCGCCCAGCUCAGCGGCGUGGCCGGGCACUGAGCACCCGGACGCCUGCCUUGCCUUGCCCCCCGGUGAACGCGCAAGCCGCUUCGCCACCCCCCAGCCCUCGCUUAAGUGCCAAAACUUUUUUUUUCCUUUUUUUUUUUUACUUAAACCGUGUUUGUCCAAGUCGGUUUUGGAAGGAGCUCUUUUCUAAACCUGGAAGGGACGUGACUGCCUCAAACCGAGUUGACUCCGUUUCAGCCUUUCGUAAGGGCGAUUGAGAACUGUAGUGUACAGAUAGUGCCCCCUCCUAGCCCCGUUUUUUGAUUUUGUUUUUGUAUUUUGGUGUGCUUUGUUUAUUACCUCUUUUGGUACUUUUUUUUUUUUACUUCCCAUAACUUGUUUUCUCCCAGGAUUUUCACCUUCGGGGCCGCCUUGCUCCUAGAGCCCAGCGCUUGAUCCUGGGAGCUGGCAGCUGGUCGGCUUCCCGCCAGUUUGUUGAAUUGAGCCCGGUGUCCACUCACUUUGGUGCGAGUGGCCACCUUUCGCAGCUCUUUCCCCUCCCCUGUUAAUUUGCUGCUUCUAACAUGUGGUCUGAGAGUUUGUGAACCCAGUGUUGUUAGAAGUGUAUUAUAAUCUGAACCAAUAAGCUCAGAAUGGUGGCCAAGGGGCCUCGCUUAAUGGCAUAAAAAUUAGUGGAUUUGUGACAGCUCCCUUUCGGUGGCCCAGGAGCCGUUUUUCAUAUAAUCAUGGAAGCUUGACAUUACUUGCUGGAAAGCAGCAAAAAAUACAAGAUUUUUUAAAUUUUAAAGUCUAGGCCAACCCCCAUUUUCUAAUGGAGGAAACAGGCCUGGAGUGGUUAAGUGCCUGGGUCCCCAUGGCAUAGCUGUUUGGUGCCAGAUCUAGCCCAGAGUUCCCUGACCCCAAAGUUGGUGCUCAUCCCACUACCUCUCACACUUCACAACAUUUUCCUCAAUGCUUGCAGGCCCAGCAAGUCUGAUCGCUUUAGAUAAUGGAGCCCAGAGGGGUGCGAAGGAAUCGUCUGGAGGGGAAGAACUUGCAGGAGGAAGUUUAGUGAACUAGGGUUUCUGAAUAUUCAGGAACCAGGGAAGGAACCAAGGAAUUUGAUCCAGGGUGCACCCAUUGCUGCCUGGGGUACCAUUUCUGGAUUAGCGUGUAUCAGGACCUUCGGUGCCUUACCCUUUCCUGUUAAUUGUUCUUGGUGAGAGGGGAGGUGCCCUUUAGUAAAAAUACCUACCAAAGGUUUACAUUUAUUUGAGCCUUAGCCUCGCAGCUGGAAAUCCCAGAGAAGCUACUAAAUGGGACUCCUCUGCAGCCUCCAGAGUCUCUAGAGAAAGGCAUUUCUAACCCAGAAUUGGAGCUGAGCUGGUGACUAAAAUGUUCUUGGUGCGAAACAGGCCAAGCAAGAGGGUAUCGG